AUGGCGUCCCCGACAUCCUACCCGUCUUCGUACCCGGCUGGCAUCUUUGUGGUCCGCUCCAAACAACAACUGGCGCCUCUUGUGGCGCGGCUGCGCGCGACCCGACGGCUAAAGCCAGGGCGUAAUGUGACUGAGUUUGACGGCGAGCACUUUGCUGAGUUGGCGGAGGCGCCGGGGAUCAGGCUACCGGUGAGCGCGCCUGCAAUGCAUGGGGGUGGCACAGUCAACAGAAAAGAAGCUCAGGCAGGCAGCGCUAAUGUGGAGGCGGCGUGCGGCCUGAGGGGGACGUUGAUGUAUCUUCGUGAGACAACCGAGGCCGAAGCAGCGGAGUUUGAGAUGUCCACUCAAGCAGGGAAGAGGAGGGGACUUUCUGGCAGCGAUGGCAUCACUAUACCUCUGCUCACAAGCUUCUCCACGUCCAAGCUGCAUUCGACGAGUAUGCGCGCAGCUGGCUCAGGGGCGACGAGUGAACGGUGUGUGAUUAUCACAGCGUGCGACUCUGUCCAAGGUGAGGAGUUCCUUUCGCUGCUGCGCGUCCCUUAUGAUGAACGUGCAGGGGCACGAUGGCCACCGUACAUGGCGGUACACGUAGUCGGCGCGUUUGCGGAGGCAGAGCUUCGCGAACUUCUCUCCCCGGGUGGAUCGAAUGGCGGCAGCAGCACCGGAACCGACGGUUGUGGCGGAAACGAGUGGAUGGAAUCCUCUGUGCCAGUGGCUUACAUCCGGGGUAUCCGGCGGUUUCACCGCGUGUGCUGCCCAGUGCUAGCAGAGAUGCCAUCUGCACUUGCAGCGAUGCGGCGCACAGCAUUGCUGCAGCGCCAUCAUCGCCUCGCCCAAUGUGAUGAGGUUGCCAGCGACAGCACGUGUCCACCGCCAUCACUGCAAGGGGCCACGCCAUUGCUAGCAGCCGCCCACCUUCAACCCAGUAGUUCUCCACCGGUUGGUCUCUCUCAAGACUCCGACGCCGCCUGCGCGCCGUUAUUCACCUUCUCCGAGUUGUUUUGCGGCAUCGGCAUGUUCCGCAGUGGUCUGGAGCGUGUCGGUGGUCGUGCUGCUUUCGCUGUCGAUUUUGCGCCUCCUGCGCAGAUCGUCUACGCACUCAACCACCGCUGUUUGCACGAUUGCCCAGCCGCGCUGCAGCUGCCUAACGCGACGCUGAACGGUCCCCGAGAGGACACCGGAGGCUCACUCACUCCAAGCAGCAGUAGCAGCAGCGGGACUAGAUUGACGGCUGCCGCUUCCGCAGUAGCUUGCCAACAUGCCGAGACAGAGGGAAGCUCUCUUGAUGCCACUGCGUGUUCUGUGCCGCCCCUCGUCGGCAAUAUCACCGAGAUUCCUAACGCCUUCUUUCCCACGCACGACGUGCUCACCGGCGGCUUUCCAUGCCAGAGCUUCGCGAAGGCUGGCGACGCUGCAGGGUUGCACGCAGAGAAGGGGUGGUUGUUCUAUGAGGUGGUGCGGGUGGUGGCCGCCACUCAGCCGACAGCGUUCUUGCUGGAGAAUGUGGAUCAUCUUAUCGAGGUCGAGGCUGGCGCGCAGCUCGCUGAGAUCCUUGCCCGACUCCGCCACCCGACGUCGUCCUUGGCCGCGCCAACCGUUGAGGAUGUCGCCGUGGAGUACGAAGUGCAGUACGUGGUCGUGGAUGGCGGUGCCCUAACACCGCAGACACGCAAACGGGUGUACUUCUUCGGUUUCAAGGUUGCCUCAGCUCUGGUGCCGGUCCGUGAGGCAUCCCUUGGCUAUUCCCUCUCUCCGUUCACCCUGCCUCGUGCUGACGAUGGGGAGGCACGCGCAACUGCCGCCCGAGUGAUCACUGAUGCCCUUCAGCGAAUCAAGGUGGCUUCUCUUGACUCCCCAUACCGCAGUGUCCAGGAGUUGCUCGUGCACCCCUCCACUGUUAACGCGUCGCGCUUAGCACCACAAAGUCGCUCAAUGCGGGAUGAGCCAACUGGCACGUCAGGCGGGGCGAAGAGUCCUUCCCCAAGCUCAGCACACAGCGACCUUCAGCUGACCCACGCACAAUGGGAGGCCGUACGGCGCAGUCGCACGUACCGGCAGAACCCGCUGUGGAGGCUGUGUGACCUGCAGGGGCGGGCUCGCACCCUGCUGGGCAGCUACCGCACGAGUUAUCAGCUCUACUCAGAGUUUGUGCCUUCAUCACCAGAGCUGACUCAGGAUGAGGUCGCUGCGAUGCUACUGGAGGGGAUGUCGCUGAGGCCAGGGGGUGACGCCGCUGAUGCACGCGCUGGCGGUCCAGAGGGGUCGGCAAUGCCGGCUCCAGCGCCUCCACCACUACGUUUCUUUGCGUUACGCGAGUGCGCGCGCUUGCAAGGAAUCGAGGAUGGUUUUCUUCUUCCCCACGACACAACACAGAUCCCGUCAAGCGCUGAUGCUGGUGCUAUUCCUGCCGCAGUGCUCCGCCAGGUACCCUCCGGUGCCGUGUACAAGCUGAUCGGCAAUGCAGUCAACCCACGAGUUGUGGCAUGCUUGGGCGGCGCCAUCGCAUCCUACCUGCAAGAACGACGCUGCUGA
This is a messenger RNA of Leishmania braziliensis MHOM/BR/75/M2904, 2532 nucleotides long. RefSeq names its product modification methylase-like protein. The transcript has a single exon. Lineage: Eukaryota; Euglenozoa; Kinetoplastea; Trypanosomatida; Trypanosomatidae. The coding region runs from base 1 to 2532 and encodes 843 amino acids. The record is from RefSeq and is a predicted model, not a curated record. Gene Ontology annotation, cellular component: nucleus. Gene Ontology annotation, molecular function: methyltransferase activity.